GUGUUUUUUUUAAUUGUUGUGGAGCCUGCACUAAGGGUAUUAUUUGCUAUCUCUCAGCUACCAGUAACCCUCAAAAAGUCCUGCAAAGAUCGUUGUGAACCUCAUGCAAUAGUAGUAAGUGAUGGAAUGGUAAGGAAAAUAUACUUGAUUUCCUACAAAAGCUUUGUUAAUAAAUGGUUCCAUCAAUUAACAAGUGUUUGAAGGUGGCUAAUUACGGUUUCCAUUACUACCACUCUUUAUCAGUUGCUUACAUUGGCCGAUAAGUUGUGAUCAUCAUUGCGAGAUAACAAGUUACCAUAGCAACAGCAUAACCUGUUAAAAGCACCCUUAAUUUAAGAUUAAAGUGUCAAUAACUAAAAAAUGAGUUCGGUGACCUCCAUUUUUUAUUAUUAAGUUAUGAUCAAUAUGUCAUGGUACAACUUUCCACCUCUGAUAAUUUUUUUCAACUUUUCAAAACCUAGUAUCAUGACGUGUGGAUCAUAGCUCAAUAAUAAAAAAUAGGGGUCACUGAACUCGGUCUUGAGUUAUUGGCACUAAAGCUUAAAUUAAGGGUGUUUUUUAAAGGUUAUGCUGUUGCUAUGGUAACCUUUCUUCUCAAGAAAAUGGUCACAACUUGUUGACCAAAGUUUACCUACAAUUUCUGUAUAUUUCUCAAGGAGCCCAUUAGUUUCCUAGUCUUUUGGGACACCAUUAUAAACUGCAAGAUGAUUAUGGGAGGGCACAUGGGUCGGCUUUGAUACACCUAACUGGGUUCGUUAAAAGAAGCAGAUACGCAAAAAUAUGAUUAAAGCCAGUCAAUUUGCCCAUUCCUCCAGUCUCAAUGAAUUCUUUAGACAGUUUCGCUCAUUCACAGGAAAGUGAUGAUGUUGUUGUUCCAUAUGUACAGGAUAGCGACAAGUCUGUUGAAGAACUGAGUAAAACCUUUCAAGGACUAAGCUCUCCAUCGAAAGAAGACCAAUCGGUAGAUUUGCCUCUGCCUCGCAUGUGAGCUAGUGUUAACAGCGCCUUUUGAGAUUGUUUUAUGACCUUGCAGUUAUUAGUGUGAACUUUCUCUUAACAUAUCAGUUACAGCAUCCGUUACAGCUGAUAAGACUGAAAGAUAUGGUUAUCAUGCAACUUGAAUGUUUUAUUUUGUUUAAUUUUCUAUUUUGUAUCCCACAUGACAGAAAAAGACAGCUUAACAGAACGAGUUCUGAAAGUUCUGACAGCCCAUCAGACAGCUCUCCGGAAAGGUGAAAUAUUAAAAAAAAAACUGCACUAAGUAAAGUUUUCAGCUGAUGUGAUUUUAUAAAGGGUCUGUCGGGUAGUUAUCAAGCAUUGUUAACCAUUUCUAUAAUUCCAGAAACUGUAUCUAGAGAGACGUGAGGUGAGGGUGGGGGAGCGACCGAAUGGUGGCUUAGUCUGCCUUUCGCUCGAUAAUGUUAAGAGCAUUAGUGAAGAGAGUAAAAAUGAAACUUUGGGAUCUUGUAGGAAGCCUAUUAUACUUGAUUUAUUUUCAAGGCCCACAAAAUAUGUUAGAUGUGGCUAUUUUCAUGAUUAGAGUAUCUUUUUGUUCUACAUGUGCCCAUAUUAAAUUUGACAUUUCUCUCUACAAUCAACAGAACACCUAUUACCUGCGACCUAUCAUCAUGCCAUCAACAUGCAUCUGGGAUAUUUCAUGGUAGGGCGGAUCCAAUAACCAACGACGAAGUGCUAGAACUCAUGGCUUCUCAGAACAGUCAGCAUCUGUCCUCCAGCGUCCAAGGAGGACGUUCAAAGAGGGUUUCUUGCAACGUCAGCUUCCUGAUCAGCACAAAGAACUUGAGCUCAUCAGAUGCAGCGGUAGAUGCUAUGGGUGUGUGGAAGUUAAGUAAAUCAAAGCGCAAGAAUUGCAGGGGUCAAAUGGUCAGGCGACGAACCUACAGAAACAAAGCAUGGAAAGACCUUGUCAAAGCCGUUGUUGAACCCGAAGAAUUCCCAUACGUAUUCAUUCAGUACAGAUUCGAGGGAGAGCCCUGUUCAUUUGAUUUACUUCCACAUGGUAACAGCAAAGGAAACCAAUUGCCGUACGUCAGGGUCAAUCCUUCAACCAUGCAGCUAUUGAAGAAGGAAACUGAUGAUAAGGCGUCUGCUAGAAAGCCUUUUCAUAACGUAGAGAAAAAGGUUGGG
This is a messenger RNA of Porites evermanni, 2148 nucleotides long. The record is from the annotation of a GenBank genome assembly. Lineage: Eukaryota; Metazoa; Cnidaria; Anthozoa; Scleractinia; Poritidae.